Messenger RNA from Lodderomyces oxycetoniae, 2862 nucleotides. The record is from the annotation of a RefSeq genome assembly. Lineage: Eukaryota; Fungi; Ascomycota; Pichiomycetes; Serinales; Debaryomycetaceae.
AUGUUUAAGUUCUUAAUUAAUUCAAUUCGUUUUGAAUAUAAUAAUAUUUCUUAUAGUUAUUUUAUAAGAAUGUUUACUCAUAGUAAAUAUACUCUGAUUAGUAAGAAUGAGGUUGUUAAUAAUAAUAAUAAUGUUGAUAAUAAUAGUGUUGAUAAUAAUAAUAAUCUAAAUAAUAAUUCGAAUAUUAAUAAUAAUAUGAGUAUUAAUAUAGAUACUAUGAAUAAUAAUAAUAUUACUAAUAGUGUUAAGGUUAAAAAUAGUAUUAUUAAUAAUGAUAAGAGUUUAACUAAUUUAAAGGCUAUAUUAAGGGAAGUUAAUAAAGAAUUAGAUAUAGAUAAUAAUGAUCCAUUAUAUGUACAGAAUAAUUUAGAAAAGAUAACCGGAAGAUUAGAGAAGGUAGAUUGUAAUAUAUUUAUGUGUUUAUUAGAUAAACGUAUAAAGAAUUAUAUAUUAGAAUUAAGAUCUGAAAUAAUUAGUAGACAUGGUCCUGAUGUACUUUUGUAUAAGUCCAGUGAUUUAUAUAAAUAUGUUAGUUGUUUCUCUAGUAGUGAGUUAGCUGAUUUAUAUGUUAGUGUUAUAUUUUAUUUAAUGGUAGAAAAUCAUAAAGGUUUUGAAAUACUAAAGAUUAGUAAUGUUAAUAAUUUUAUAUAUAAAUGUUGAAUAGAUAUGUAUGUAUAUAAACAAUAUCUUAUAUAUUGUAAAAAGAAUACUAAUUCAAUUAGUUUUAAAGAUUGAUAUAUUAAUGAAUUUAAUAUUAGUUUAAUAAAUCAACCUGUAGUUGAAUACUUAUUAAGUAAUGAAAUAUUAGAGACUUUGAUAAGUUUUGGUUUAAUAACUAUAAAAGCUAUUAAGGGGCUUAAAGUAAAUAGAAUAUAUAAUAUAGUUAGUUUUACUAAUAAAUUUAAUGAUCUUAUAACUAAAGAUACUCUUAAUUUUGAUAAAAAUGGUCGUUAUAUAGGUCGUACUUAUAAUGUAUUGAAUGGUUAUCUACCUAUGGUUUGUCCUCCUGUACCUUAUAGUGUAGAUACUAAUAGUGAUGGUGUUUGUUUCUAUUUUGGUGGUUAUCUUAAUAAUGGUAAGAAAUAUUAUAAUAAUAUAAUUUAUAAUAAACCUUUGUAUAAAUAUCAAACUGUUAUAUCUCAUGGUAAUACUGAUACUGUAUUAGAUAGUGUUAAUCGUAUGAUGAGUGUACCUUAUAGAAUAAAUAAAGAAUUAUAUAAUUUUAUAUUAAAUAAUAAUAAUGUUUAUAAAUUUUAUAUACCUUUAAAUGAAAAUCAUCCUUAUGAAGAGGAUAUUUUAUCAGGUAAUAAAAAAAUAUCUGUAAAAAGACUUAGAGAUUAUGAAAGUUUUAUAUCUAAAAGAGCUUUAGAUAAUGGUAUUCUUGAUAUAGCUUAUACAUAUCUUAAUAUUAAUAAAUUCUAUAUUCCUUUAAGAUUAGAUUUUAGAUCACGUAUAUAUUGUGAUGUUAGAUAUUUACAUUAUCAAGGUAGUUCUUUAAGUAAGUAUUUACUUGAAUUUGCUAAUCCUGUUAAUAUUGAUAUUAAUAAUGAAAUAGCUAUUAAUUAUUUAAAAAUAUCUGGUGCUAAUGCUUUAGGUAAAGAUAAAUUAUCUUUUAUAGAUCGUGUUAAAUUAAUUGAUAGUAAACAUAAUGAGAUAAUUAAUUAUCAUAAUAAUAGUAUUAUUAAUGAAGCUGAUGAUAAAUUAGCCUUUUUAGCUUUUUGUAUAGAAUAUAAUAAAUAUAAUAAUGCUAAAAUUAAUGGUGAGUCUUUUUAUACUUCUCAUUAUCCUAUUGGUUUAGAUUCUACAUGUAAUGGUUUUCAACAUAUAUCUAUGCUUAUUAGAGAUAUAUAUUUAUUAAAUAAAUUAAAUUUAGAUAAUAAAGGUUUUACAGAUAUACCUGAUGAUUUUUAUAAUUAUUGUACUAUUAAAUUAAUAGAUUAUUUUGAAUCUUGUAUUAAAGAUAAAAUAUUAAAAGAUGAUAUAUUACAAAGUAUGCAAACUUUACUAAAUGUAAGUAUACCUCGUAAAAUGGUAAAGAAAUGUAUUAUGAUUAUACCUUAUAAUGCAUCUGUUCGUACUAUGGCUGAAUCAAUAUUUAAUCAAUUUAAUAAAAUAGAUGAUGAUCUAUAUAGUUAUAUUGAUAAUCCUAAUAUAGUGUUAAGUUAUAAAGAUAUUAAAGUUAUAGCUGACUCUUUAAGAGAAAUAUUAAAUAGAAUAUUCCCUAAUAUAGCUAAAUUUACUGAUUACUUUAAUAAAAUAGCUAUUGUAGCUAAUAGGUUAAAUAUACCUAUACCUUGAGAAACACCUUCUGGUGUACAUAUUAGACAAUAUUAUCAAGAUAGUCGUAGUAUUAAUGUUAGAUUUAAUCAAUAUUCUUUAUAUUCUUUAAAUUUAAGUUUACCUUUAGAUCGUCUUAAUGUUACUAAACAGAAAAGAGCUUUAAUGCCUAAUUUUAUACAUUCAUUAGAUUCUACAUGUUUAUCAUUAUUAAUAAAUAAUCUAUGAAAGUUAAGUGAAUUUAAUAAAAAUAUAUAUGCUAUUCAUGAUUGUUUUGCUACUAAUCUAACUGAUGUUCCUUUAUUAAUGACUUCUUUAGCUGAUGUUUAUAUUAAAGUAUAUCAAGAUCGUAAUUACUUACUCGAUUUUCAUAAAAAAUUUAUAGAUAAUAUAAGUACUAUAUAUCCUGAAAUCUUUCCUGAUGAUAUCGAUAAAUAUGAUUAUACUAGAGAAUUAGUAUUACCUUUACCUGUUAAUAUUCGUGUAUCUAAAAAUCAUACACAAAUUAAAAUUCCAUCAUUAAACUUUAUUAAUAUGGAUAAUCAUUAUUCAAUAAAACAUGAAUCAACUUAUCUUGCUAAUUAA